Molecule: messenger RNA, 1371 nt
Organism: Xenopus tropicalis (tropical clawed frog)
Lineage: Eukaryota; Metazoa; Chordata; Amphibia; Anura; Pipidae
Product: protein kinase C delta type
Exons: 9
Coding region: 1-1371 (456 amino acids)
Molecular function (GO): kinase activity; protein kinase activity; transferase activity
Source: RefSeq, a predicted model, not a curated record
AUGAAGAGGAUUCGUUCGGAAUUUGGAGAUUUGGACCCCGGGCCGUCGAAGGACAAGAAAAGAAGAAAAGAACAUGAAGAGGAUGGAGAAGAGAAGUUAAAGAAGAAGAGAGAGAGGAGUUCUGAGGAGCAGCAGCCUGAUGAGUGCUGUAGGAAGGAAAAAUGGAGAAGGAAGGAGAGUAAUGAAGGAGGAGCCGGACCAGUGAGCGUGCAAGCUCCAUCUCCGAGGCUGAACCCACUGAGUGUGACCAGCUACAAUUUCUAUUCUGAGCUGGGAGAAGGAAGUUUUGGCAAGGUUAUGUUGGCUACUCUGCGAGAUAGGAAGCCAUAUGUGGCUGUUAAAUUCCUGAGAAAAACUGGUGGGACCAAUUACAGCAAGGUUCUCACUGAGGCACAAGUGCUGAAGAUCUCGAGAGAGUGCCAAUUUCUUUGCCAAGGCUAUGCCGCUUUUCAAACUAAGUGGCACGCCUUCUAUGUAAUGGAGUUCCUCAGUGGGGGCAGCCUUCAUGAUGAGCUGAAACAACACCACAGGUUGAACAUCAAAAGAAUUCAGUUCCAUUCAGCUGAGAUGAUCUGCGGCCUGCAAUUUCUACAUGGCAAGGGGAUCAUCCAUCGAGACCUGAAACCCGGGAAUGUUCUCUUCGACCACAAAGGGCACAUCAGAAUCUCGGACUUUGGCCUGGCCAAACAGAACAUCUUCCCAGGAGACGCCACCACUGGCUGGGUCGGGACCCUUAACUACAUGGCCCCUGAGAUUCUAGGUCAACAAGACUAUAAUGCAGCAGUAGACUGGUGGUCAUUUGGUAUCAUCAUCUACAAAAUGGCCACCGGCAUGUUGCCCUUUGACGACAGCAGCAGGGAGGAGGUCAUUAGAUCCAUCAAGUCAAAUAAGCCUGAGAUAUUUAGUUGGCUGCAUGACGAUCUGAGACAUCUUCUGCUCCUAAAAAAGAAGCCUAAACGACGCCUUGGACUGAAAGGAAACAUCAGGUGCCACCCGUUCUAUCAAUCCAUUGAUUGGGUGGUGCUGGAAGAGAAAGGAGCAGAACCCCCUUUCCAGCCAAGAGCACUAGAGACCAUAAAAGCGAACAGUAUGGGCAAGGACAAUAAGAAGAAACAUCCUACGUCUUCCCAACAGAGCUCAACACAUGGGAAACCCAUGAGACCAGAUGACGCAGGGCCUAACAAGCCUGGUAAGAUGGCAGAUCCCUUGAUAUGCAGUCCGAGCCCCUUGGAUUCCAUCAAUUUAUUCCCAUCAUUUACUCAACAACAAGACCUUCAUGAACUUCUGAUGGAAUCGGAUCUCCAGGACAUGGAAAAAUCCAUCAAAGCUGCCCAAAGAGUCGUACUGAAGGAGAUAAAAGACACAAGCUAA